GAAUGGGGUAACUCUGUGGAGAGAAGACCCUCUACAGGUGAAGAUCACCCCACAGGGAGAGGUGGGCUUAGGAAGAAAAGUCACCCUGCAGAGGGUGGUCGCUCAGUCAAAUGGGGUAACUUUGUGGAGAGAAGACCCUCUACAGGUGGAAAUCACCCCACAGGGAGAGGCUGGCUUUCAAAGAAAAGCUGCCUUGCAGAGGAGGGUCAAUCAGCUGAGAAGCGUGACUCUGCAGGGAGGCUACCCUCUGCAGGGAAAGAUCGCCCCACAGGAAGAGGUCGGCCUCUGAAGAAAAGCAGUCGUGCUGAGAAACAUCUAUCUGCUGAGAGAAGUUGCCCUCCCAAAAAAAGACGUCUUGCAGAGAAAGGUGUACCCACCAAGAGAUUUUGCUCUGUAGAGAAGGUUCACUCUGGGGAGAGAGGUCACCUUUCUAAGAAAAGUCGCCCUGCAGAGAGACAGCUCUCAGCCAAGAAAGGUAGCAUGGAACAGAAGGGUUGCUCUUUCAAGAAAGUUCAUUCUGGAGAGAGAGGUCAGUCUUCCCAAAGCAGGUGCACUUUUGAGAAAGGUAACACAGUAGAGAAUAGAUGCUUUGUGGAGAAAGGUCAUCACUCCAUGAGGAAAGGCUUUCCUAUAGAGAAAUCCUCUUCAGGAUCCAUGCCUAAGGUGCAAGUACGAAAGAACAUGCAGAAUACUCCACAAAGUAGAAGUGGCAGUGGUACCAGCAAAGUACCCCAGAUCCCUCACCAGAAUGUGGCUGGGGCUGUCAGCACCUUUCAACGGGAGCAGGCAGUGCAGAUGAAAAGGGGAAUUAUAUUGAAUGUGCCAGAAGAAUUAAAACCAUGUCUUGUUGAGGACUGGGACUUGGUAAACAAGCAGAAACAGUUAUUCCAACUCCCUGCUCAGAAGAAUGUAGAUACCAUUCUCGCCGAGUAUGUCACUUUUGUAAAAUCACAAGGAGGGGCUGAUAAUAGGGAAUAUUCCGUUGAUGAACUUGUGAUUGGAAUAAGAGAGUAUUUCAACAGGAUGCUGGGCACCCAGCUGCUCUGCCCCUUUGAAAAACCCCAGUAUGCUGAAAUCCACCUUGCUCAUCCUGAUGUUCCAAUGUCUCAGGUUUAUGGGGCUCCACACCUCCUGAGAUUAUUUGUGAAAAUUGGGACUGCAAUGGUCCAUUCGUCCCUUAAUAGGCCUAGUCUCAGAUUAGUAUGCAGCUAUCUGCCUGAUCUUCUUAAAUACCUAGCAGAGAAUUCCAGUUCUCUGUUUAGUGCCAGUAAUUACAAAGUGGCUCCUGCCGAGUAUUGUUGCAAAGCCCUGUGAUGGUCUGCUGACCACUCCCUGUUAUGACCUGGACCAGUAAACAUUUCUGUGUUUGCUGUUUUCAUUGUGUAGUUGAUAUCCUUUAAAACUGUCAAUGUAUAACAGGGCUUAAUAUUUCAGUUUGCUUAUUGUUGUGAACAGAAAUAAAAAAUAUUAAAUGCUUCUUUACCACUAUUUC
Messenger RNA from Peromyscus eremicus (cactus mouse), 1492 nucleotides. RefSeq names its product mortality factor 4-like protein 2. Gene Ontology annotation, cellular component: nucleus; NuA4 histone acetyltransferase complex. The coding region runs from base 481 to 1314 and encodes 277 amino acids. The transcript has a single exon. The record is from RefSeq and is a predicted model, not a curated record. NCBI's taxonomy places the organism in Eukaryota, Metazoa, Chordata, Mammalia, Rodentia, Cricetidae. Gene Ontology annotation, biological process: chromatin organization; regulation of DNA-templated transcription.